Molecule: messenger RNA, 2649 nt
Organism: Drechmeria coniospora
Lineage: Eukaryota; Fungi; Ascomycota; Sordariomycetes; Hypocreales; Ophiocordycipitaceae
Product: sulfatase domain protein
Exons: 1
Coding region: 1-2649 (882 amino acids)
Molecular function (GO): arylsulfatase activity
Source: RefSeq, a predicted model, not a curated record
AUGGAGUCCGUCCAGCGGCCGCUGUUCUUCCUCCGCCGUGUCGUCCUCGCCGUCGCCCCGAGGUUCGCCAAUCGACGCUUCGCCUUUGCCAUCGCCACCGUCGCCCUCCUCGGCGCCAAGCUCGUCCACAUCUCCGCCCACCUCGAUGCCGUCCAGCCGUCCGACCUCCUCCGCUGGGGCCUCUCCUUCUUCCUCCAGGACACCGUCGUCCUGCUCCUUCUCCGCGUGCUCUUCGACCAUGGCGCCUGCGUCACCGCCUUGGCCGUCGUCGCCACCGCCAUCCUGCUGACCCUCGCCGGCAUCAGCAUCACCUUCAUCGCCGUCACCGGCUCCGAGCUGCAGUGGCGCAAUGUGACCGUCGCCGGUGACUCGUCCUCGUGGAAGAUGCUCCUCACGGGGCUCGUCUCCCUCUCCGUCACCGAGGCGGCGCUGUUGACCGUCGCCGCCCUUUUGCAGGUCUUCUUCUACGUCGUCGCCGGCACCGCCGUCGACAUCCUUCGCUGGCCUCUCGCCCUGACUUUGCGACUCUGCCGCUGCCGACGGCCGCGAUAUGCCGCCGCCGCCACCCACGACGACGACGAGGACGACGACGACUACGAGCGUCUGGAGCGGCACGAGUUCAAGCACGCGUCGGAAAACUCGUCCGAUGCCGACGGCACCGUGAGCCCUUGGGAGGACGCCGAGCGCGAGCCGGCCCUCGCCUCCUCCCGCCUGACCUCGGCUCUUCGCGUCUUCGUCGGCCUCACCCUGGCCGCCCAGCUGCUCUGCUUCCUCUUCCGACCGUCCGACGCCUCGCUGUCGUACCUCUCCUGGACCCUGCCCCUGAUGCCCCUCGCCCAGCUCUCCUCGGCCGCCGCCUCCCUGACGAGCCUCCUCACCCUCUCGAGCAACCUCGACAACCGCACGGCGCUGACGGACCCGGUGCCCUUCGCCUGGCUGCCCGCCAAGGGGCCGCUGCCCGGCUUCGAGGACUGGUACCAGUCCGGCGAGACGCACUACAACGCCACCGCCGAUCCCCUGAAGCUGACGAACCUCGACGACGACCUCCUCUCCUCCCUCCGCGGCCGUCUCGCCGACGUGCCCAUCCGUCACGUCAUGCUCGUCAAGCUCGAGAGCACCCGCAAGGACGUCUUCCCCGUCAAAAGGGACGGCGUCGCCUGGGAGCGUCUGUCCAACACCUUCAAGGACAAGAAGCUGCCCGAGUCGGCCGUCGAUCGGUUUGCCACCCUGACGGCCAACGCGCGCUUCAUCACCGGCGACAACGACGACGGGCUCGCCGACAAGCGACCCGCCGAGAGCCCCUCCGCCUCCCGGGGCCGCGCCCGCGGUGGCCUCAACGUGAACAACUGCUACACGACCUCGACCUACACCCUCAAGAGCCUCGCCGGCACCCACUGCGGCAUCAGCCCGCUCGCGGCCGACUUCAACCUCGAGGAGAGCCAUCACAUUUACCAACCCUGUCUGCCGCACAUCUUCAACGCCUUCAACAACCUGUCGAGCUCGGCCGGUUCCGGCGCUUCCGAGGCGGCCCCGAGCGCCGACGGCGGAAGCCCGACGACGGCGGCGCCUGGAAAGCGAAGCUUGUUCUCCGAGGACAAGCUAGUCCAUCCCUUUGCCUCGUACAAGUGGAAGUCGGCCUUUAUGCAGUCGACGACGACUCGCUACGACAAGCAGGACCGCAUGAUGCCCCAGUUUGGCUUCCCCGCCGACAGCAUCAUCGACUGGUGGUACCUCCAGGACGCGCACAAGUUCCCGCCCGUCAACAUCACCGACGUCAACUACUACGGCAUGCCCGAGGUCGCCAUCGAGGAUUACCUGCGCGACGCCUUCGCCUCGGCGCAGAAGAAUGACGAGAGGCUCUUCCUCUCUCACCUGACGAGCACGACGCACCACGCGUUCGGCAUGCCGGCCGAGGAAAAGUAUGUGCCCCUGUCCGGCGACAAGGAGUGGGACGAUCUCUCGCACUACCUCAACGCCGUCGGCUACGUCGACCGCUGGCUCGGCAGGAUCCUCGACAUUCUCGAGGCCGAGGGCGUCGCGAACGAGACGCUCGUCAUCUUCGUCGGCGACCACGGGCUCUCCAUCGCCGAGCGCGGAAGCUUCACGCCGUACAGCAACCCGCACGUCGGCAACUACCACGUUCCUCUCGUCCUGUCCCACCCGAAGCUGCCCGUCGUCGACGUAAACGACGCCGUCGUCUCCCUCCAGAUCCUCCCGACCAUUCUCGACCUGCUCGUCGAGACCGGCUCCCUCGACGAGGCCGACGCCGCCGCCGCCCGCGCUCUCGCUCGCAACUAUGAAGGCCAGUCCCUCAUUCGACCGCUCCGCAAGUUCUCCGACAGGACCGGCCACGGCGACUGGCAAAUCACCGUCAUGAAUCCCGGCGGCUCCACCAUCGCCGUGCGCGAUGCCCGAAGGCCCAACUGGCGACUGAUCGUCCCCGUGUACGGCAACUAUGAAUGGCGCUUCACCGACCUCGAAAACGACCCGCACGAGAUGAGCCCGGUCCUCUCGUUCGACUUUGACGCCCUCAUCAACCGGCUCAAGAAGGACAAUGGCGAGGUCACGGCCAAGUGGGCCGAGGAGGCUGCCAGCGUCACCCGCUGGUGGGCCGAGGAGAAUUACCGACGCUGGCGGUACAAGUCUUAG